GCUACAAGAUGCGGAAGAGCCGGACCCGUGGAGGCUCCCAUUUAUGAAGCGUGGGAGGCAAAAGAAGCAGCAGGUUAUAGAAUUCAGUUUGAGCUCCGUCGGGUUCCGCAGGUCAUUAGAGCCAAUAAGAGAAAGAAACAGCGCCGCAGUGGCGUAGAGGGCCAAUCCCUUUUCCGAGUUCUGAAGGAGGGCGGGGACCAGGGAGCGAAAACCGCCAUCCCUCCGCUGAGGGGCCCCAGGGGGUGGGGGGGUCCUGGAGCAUGGCGGACCGGACCGAGACUCUGAGUAUGUGGAGGUGGAACUGCCGAGGCCUCCUGGCCAGCUGUCAAGCCCUCAUUGCCAGCGCUGCAAAGGCAGCCACAAUAACUGUAGCUGAGCCGCGCUUGAGGUCCUAGGCGGGAAACAAAUGACAGCAUGAGUUCUGCGGCCGCCUAGUUUACUCCCUUUUCUACUGUGUCUUCCUCUUCCACAUACUCCAUUCUCCUCUUUUCCCGUCCCUGUGCUCCUCUUUCCGCUAACCUUGGUCUUCCUUUCCCACUUCGGUCCUCUUCCAUUUAUCCAAUGCCCUGCAUUUCCAUCUAUCCUUUAUUAACCCCGGUGCCUCAUUUUCCUUCUCCCGCCUUUGUCUUUCCUCCAUCAUCUUUUUCAUCCUGUCACCCUCCCAACACUAACUCUGCAUCCUCCUCCGUCCCCGACUCCCCCUCCCAACACACACACACACACACACACACACACACACACACACACACAUCCUUCCUCUUCUGCAUCCUCCUCUCCUACUUUUCUCCGCCCUCGCGCCCAAGCCUCCGCCCAUUAGCCCCCGCCCCCAGCUGCCAGUCCUCAGCAGCUCAGUCCUGCAGUGAGUCCAUAGCAAAGCACUCAGAGCUGAACACUGCUAACUGUGCGGUCUAGCAAGUCUCCGAAUGGCUCAGGAGAAAAUGGAGCUGGAUUUUGAGGCUGACACAUCUGAUGGGGGCACCAUGAGACGGUCCAACAGUGCUCCCCUGAUCCAUGUGCUCAGUGACCUUUCACAGGUUUUUGAGCCAUAUCCACUUAGAACUCGGAGGAACAGUACAACAAUUAUGAGCCAUCAUAGCUUGGAAGAAGGCCUGGAUAUGAUGAACAGAGAAACUUCAAAUGAAAGGGAAGCACAAGCAGGGAUGCAGAUAAGCCAGUCAUGGGAUGAAAGCUUGAGCCUGAGUGACAGUGAUUUUGACAAGCCAGAGAAAUUGUAUUCUCCAAAGAGAAUUGACUUCACUCCAGUUUCUCCAGCGCCUUCCCCAACCAGAGGAUUUGGAAAGCCAUGCUUUUCGCCCUCCUUGCAAAUGUUUGUGGGUAGCAGUGGUACACCAUCAAGUCCUGUUUCGGAUCCAAGACAAUUUUCAAGCAGGAGGAGUCAGAGUCCAGUCAAGUGCAUUAGGCCCAGUGUUCUUGCUCCUCUUAAGAGAAAAGGGGAAAUGGAGACAGAAAGCCAGCCUAAGAGACUCUUUCAAGGCUCUACCAACAUGCUGUCUACAGAUGCUGCCCGACUGUCUGCUCUCAGUUCAUGUUCUGAUAUUUUGGAUGGCAGUAGUGUCAGCAGUCGCUUGUCCUCAGACUCACUGGCCACAGGCAGCGUUCCCGCAGAGUCUCCAGUAGCAUGCUCCACUUCAUGCUCUUCGUUCAUCUUGAUGGAUGAUCUCUCACCCAAGUGACUUAUCCAUUUCUGAUUCAGUGUUCUAACUAUUUCCCACAUAAACCAUUCAGUGAGGAAUGUGGAGAACUUUGAUCCACAAUGGGGAUUAAAGUUUGGCAGAUUGAAACCAUUCUGAUGCUCAUUUCUGGGCAUUUCUCCUCUAAAGUUCAAUUUUGCAAGCAUAGUCACCUUACUAACAUUCGUUUGGGCUGACCUCAUUUUAUGUUUGAUGACUAAAUCUCAAAUACACAUUUUUGAUUGCUUGGAGGAUUUUUUUCCCUAGUGCUUCAAAGAGCACCUACCUUCAUGCACUUAAGGGAAACACCAAAGCAUAUUUUCUAUGAUUUUUCUUUUCCCUAGCAGUAACAUAACAGAGUUGAUCAGAAAUUCUCUUGCUUGAGAGAUUUAUAAAAAUUCUCUGUUGACUACAUACUUUCCCAUCUCUUUAUUUCACAGUAAUCUUCAAAUUGCUUUUGAUUACAUCAAAUUUUCAUUUUUUUUUUUUCUGCAUCAGCUUUAAAGUACAUUGUUUUGUUUCCCUUGCCUGUUUGAGCUGCUUCCUUGCCAUUUCUCACAGAGGGGAAGAAACCCAUAGUCGCUUCCAUCACCACCCUUAUUGCUUCUUUGCUGUUGGGAUGUAUGCAGUGAAGACUGCUUUUAGAGUGGAGAAUGUCAAUGGACUUAGAGGAUGCCUACAUUAAUCACCUCAGGUUCUUAGGACUUAGCUACCACAGUUGCUGUCUCCCUCCCCAAACUUGGUACCCUAAGGAAUAUAUAAAAUAUUGUUGAUAUUUCUAGGUGGUGUUAUCAAGGAGAAGAAAUUCCUGCCUUGACCAGAUGUGUGGAGCAUCUCCAAAUGAACGAAUAGUUAUUUACACAAACCACUGUACAAAAGCAAGUGUUCAUGAAGCUGUCAAUGUCUCGGGUAGUAUUAUGAGGCCUUGGGUGCCUUGGGGUACAUUGCUGUCCUGUAGGGGACGUGUAUCAUAGGGUGUUGUGGAAGUGGAAGCUUUAUGUGAGUGCUGUCUUGUUUGAUUUUUUUUUUUUUUCUGAUUCCUUUUUUUGUCAUUGAGUUUGUUUUGUCAUGUAGUGACCUGGUGUUUUUGGUUAUUGUGUUGUGCUAGAGUCAGAACCGAGUUCUUGUUCUUGUUGCCUUAUAGAGGGCAGUUUAAUAUCUGUAAGGAAGCUUUGAGGAGCUGAAAAAGUCAAUGCUACUGUGCCCUCUGCUUCCAGAAGUCUUUUGAGCUGUAAGCAGUGUAUGUGCAGUGUAACGUAAAAAUAUGCUGUCAUUUUUACCAGUGGAAACUCCUGACUAAGAUAUUUAAGAAAUCCAAGUGUGAUGUAUUGUGACAUUAUUUAUUAUUUAUUACACUAUGUAGAAUGUCUGUGUUGUUAUCUUCCUUUUAAUGUUCAACAUGGUAGAUGGACUAUUUGUGUUUAUAUUCACAUUUACGUGCUAGAAUCGUGAUAUUAAGUGACUGUAAGAAAAAAAACAGAAAGUGAUUAAACUUAAGUCUUUUGAAAUCUAAAAUCCUUGGAGGUGGUUUGAAGGCAUCUUCAGGCUAGAAGUUGGUGAGCUUACAGCAAAACCUCUCUUUUAAUCAUUAGAGACCAUCACUUAACUUGCAGCAGUUGCAUUAUAGAAUCAGACUUGUUCUUAAGUUUACAUUGUAAUCACUGUCAUAACAGCUAUUACUGGCUUUAGUUCCCAUGUUGCUUUAGCCUGUGAAAAGCUCAUAAUCCUUCAAACCUAGCGUAAAUGUGCUGUUAUAAGAACCGCCCACUUGUGUGCUAUUUUAAAGAAACAUUUCUUUGAUGGCACUUGGUAUAUACACUCUGUUAAUGAACCGUGUUCCAACAGCUUUAGCUUUCAUAAUAAUGAGAGAUGAGUUUGUCUUUUAGGAAAUGGUCUGCCUUCAUUCUUGUGUCUUAUUUGCCUCAAAGGGACACUUUUCAGUUCAAAUUUAACAUCCAAAUUUAGUACUGUUAAGAAGUAACCUUUGAAACGUGAUGAUAUUUAAAGUUAUGUUAAAAAUUCAGUGGCAAAGUAAAACCAGAGCAGCAAAUUGAAAUGGUGUGAUGAGAUCAAAGGGUCAGGAAGAUUCACUUUACAGUUUUAAGCCAACUUUUAUCAAUGAAUUUAAUUUAAUGUUCUAAACUUGUUCUUUUGCAGAUUUUAUACAUAUAUACAAUUCAUUCUGAUUUUUCUCACUCCCCACCUUCUCACAUAUCUCUCCUACCUCUGUCAAUUCCCACUUUCUCCUAUGAUUUUUUUUUGCCACAUUAUUGUCUUUUCUUUUGUAAACUAACCUUUUGUUAUGGUUGCCCCGUAUAUUGUUUAAAUGGACUAGAAAACUAAGUUUGAGCAGGGAUUGUUUUGAAAUAAACAAAAGAUAGGUAAUAUGCUAAUCCACAGAGCAGCUUUGUUGACAGUACCCCUUUAUUUUUAUAUAAAGUCUAAUAUUUGAAAUGUAGUUGUUGUUAUAAACUAAAAUUCUUUCUUCCUAUUCUCAUAUUAUAUCAUAUAUUUUAAGCUUCUAUUUGAAAACUACUACAAGAAAUGAAACCAUAAUAAAAUCCUAUAGAUCCUGGUUUUGCUUGACCGACUUAUAAAUCACUGUUUUAUGAUAACUGCUUUUGGAAUAAUAGAAAGUUUUGUGAAAUGUUGACCUAGUGUCUAUCUUAAGAAUGUGAAUUUAAUAAAGUAUAUAUACAUGUAU
Meriones unguiculatus (Mongolian gerbil) is the source of this 4395-nucleotide messenger RNA. RefSeq names its product PABIR family member 2 (gene Pabir2). NCBI's taxonomy places the organism in Eukaryota, Metazoa, Chordata, Mammalia, Rodentia, Muridae. Gene Ontology annotation, molecular function: protein serine/threonine phosphatase inhibitor activity. The transcript has 9 exons. The coding region runs from base 924 to 1694 and encodes 256 amino acids. The record is from RefSeq and is a predicted model, not a curated record.